AUGCAGUUUAGUUGUUGUCAUGAUACCCAUUCUAUUGUUUCUUUUGUUGUAUUAGUUUCUUUGUUGUUUACCCCAAUCAUCUCCUCAAAGGAUUUCCGAGAAAAGAAUGGAACUUCCAUCGCGGGCAACAAGUCGAAGAACAUGAAGUUGAUUAAUGCCCAACUUCGAAAGAUCAACAAGCCUUUUGUUAAGUCAAUUAAGAGCCCAGAUGAUGACAUAAUAGACUGUGUUUUAUUUCAUCUUCAGCCAGCUUUUGAUCUUCCCGAGUUAAGAGAAAAAAUAUCAUUGAUUCAAGUACCAGAGUUACCAAAAACACAUGCUAAAGCGGGAACGAACUCAGAAAUCAAGCAGUUAUGGCAUUCAAAGGGUGAAUCAUGCCCAAAUGGAACCAUUCCAAUUAAAAGAACAACUGCCAGUGACAUUUCAAUUUUCAAGUCAGCAAAAAAAUAUAGUAGAAAAAACCUUGUUUCUGCAAACUAUGAGCAUGCAACUGGAUAUGUACAGGGAGAAUUCCAUGGAGCAAAUGCGGAAUUAAAUGUAUGGAAACCAUACAUUUCUAGCAAUGAUUUUAGUCGUUCACAAAUCUGGGUUUUGUCGUACGUUGGAGCUAAUCUUGCAAACAGUGUUGAAGCUGGUUGGGAGAGAAUUUCCAUUUUCAAUAUAAUUGUUAAUUGCCUUAAAUGA
Messenger RNA from Helianthus annuus (common sunflower), 684 nucleotides. RefSeq lists its product as uncharacterized. The record is from RefSeq and is a predicted model, not a curated record. The transcript is spliced from 5 exons. The coding region runs from base 1 to 684 and encodes 227 amino acids. Lineage: Eukaryota; Viridiplantae; Streptophyta; Magnoliopsida; Asterales; Asteraceae.